This is a messenger RNA of Medioppia subpectinata, 678 nucleotides long. Lineage: Eukaryota; Metazoa; Arthropoda; Arachnida; Sarcoptiformes; Oppiidae. The record is from the annotation of a GenBank genome assembly.
AUGACAAUAACUCCGUCGCCAACCGAUAACCGUAGAGCCCGUAGCAAAACCCCUGAGCACUGGAGAAGAGCGCAGUCAAAACUCGUGUCGCUUAAAGAGAUCAUUGCUCGCAAUGAACGUGUUCAAAAUCGUGGCUCAGAUAGGAAUCGGUUUGAAAGGGAGAAUCCUUUUCGCCAGAGACAAUUUAAUCGUAACCGAGAUUAUGAUAGUCGAGACUAUGAAAGAGAAGAUUCAGAGAAUGAGAACUCAUUUUAUCGUAACUCUACGGAUAGGAAGAGAGUCUUUACUGAAGAGCCACCCAUUCGUCGCCGGAGACGAAGUCCUUCUCCGAGAGAACACCGAAAUCGAAAUAACGACGAGUUUUAUGCCGAAAGUGAUUCCGGCUCUGAAAAGCAUACCGAAAAUGGCAGACAUUUGAUUAAAUCUACGGUUAAAGUGAAUGAAGACAUCCAUCGAAAUCAAAGAGAGAGACAGAAUUCAGAAGAAGCUUACGAUAGGAGUCGACGAAAUAAAAGUCCCGUUGAUUUGAAAGACAUACCGCUUCCCAACGCAGACAACACUGACUUCGAUAAGAGGAAUAAUGAAAGACACGAACGAAUGCAUGACUCGGAGCCCAGAAGUGAUUUAAAACGAAAGAGAAGUGAUUCGAGAGAACGAAUAGAUUCGCACAAAAAUGCG